Molecule: messenger RNA, 1032 nt
Organism: Fraxinus pennsylvanica
Lineage: Eukaryota; Viridiplantae; Streptophyta; Magnoliopsida; Lamiales; Oleaceae
Source: the annotation of a GenBank genome assembly
AUGUUGAAGGAAGAAAAUGGUGACACCAGCAACAAUUUGGCUCGUAUGUGUGACACGUGCCAAGCCGCACCGUGGACGGUGUACUGCCGGACAGACGCUGCCUAUUUGUGCAACGGCUGCGACGGCCGCAUCCAUUCCGCCAACCGGGUGGCUUCGCGGCACGAGCGCGUGUGGGUGUGUGGGGCCUGUGAAAGUGCUCCGGCUGCCUUUUUCUGCAAGGCUGAUGCCGCUUCCCUCUGCACCACCUGCGACGCUGACAUCCACUCGGCCAACCCUGUAGCUCGCCGCCACAAACGCGUGCCGAUUCCCGGCUCACUCUACGGUCCCUCUGCGGCUACCCCAGGUGCACUAAUAAUGUCUCCGACUGGGGACGCGAAUGAUGCAGACGACGAGUUCUUGACACCGGAGGAAGACGAAGCAGCUUCUUUGUUAUCUCUAAACCCUGUCAAGAAUAGUGAAAAUGAAGAGAACAAUGAUGGGCAGUUAUUAGGUGAAGCUGAUGAAUAUUUAGACCUUAAUGAGUACAAUUCAUGUCAAGAAAUUCAAUUCACUGAUGAUAAUGAUAAAAAAUUGUAUGGUGGCGAUAGUGUUGUGCCAGUUCAGUAUGGAUCAAAGGGUCAAAAAGAGGUUCAUAAAAAUAGUUUUCAGUCAGAUAUGGAGUAUGAGAUCUCCAAUGCUGGCAAUGGUUAUCACAGUGUUUCCAUUUCAUCCUUGGAUGUUGGAGUUGUACCAGAAUCAUCAGUCUCCCAGCAAAGACCCUUAAAAGGCACAAUUGAUCUUUUCCCAAGUCCACCUAUCCAAAUGCCAACACAACUUUCUGCCAUGGACCGAGAGGCCCGUGUCUUAAGAUACCGGGAGAAGAGGAAGAUGAGGAAGUUCCAGAAGACGAUUAGAUAUGCAACGAGGAAGGCUUAUGCAGAAACUCGACCCCGAAUCAAAGGUCGAUUUGCGAAAAGAACGGAUGUUGAUCAAAUGUUCUCUACAAGUUCAAUAGCAGAUAGUGCUGGAUAUGGAAUCAUACCCUCAUUUUGA